This is a messenger RNA of Rotaria socialis, 1965 nucleotides long. The record is from the annotation of a GenBank genome assembly. NCBI's taxonomy places the organism in Eukaryota, Metazoa, Rotifera, Eurotatoria, Philodinida, Philodinidae.
AUGAAUUUCGAAUCUGAUGAUACAGAUAAUGAUGAAAAUAUAUUAUUCGAUAACGAUUCAUCAACAGAUGAUAGUGAACAUAUUAAAAAUCACAAAAACGUAUCAAUUGACCAGCAGAAAAAAUCAUCGAGUACUCAAAUCUAUGAACGAAUAUAUAAAUUCUAUUGUCAAGAUGAGCACAAACAAUGGCAACCGUUAUUCACUGAUAUUAUUAAACAAUCAUCUACACCAUAUCAAACACUUUAUAUGUUUUUGGAUCAUACAAUAAGUACAACAAAUAGUAAAAAACAUAAAAUGGUUUUACCAUUUAUUGAACAAUUUAAACAAAUCAAACUCUUCGAUAAAAAUAUCGAAUUAGAUGAUACCAUUAAAUAUAAUAUUCUAUUAAAAAUUUGUCGGCGAUGUAUUUUCAGUCAAUUAGAGGCAAUCAUUGAUAUAUUUGAUUUACGUGCAAUAGAGAAUCAAACCAUGGCUACGAAUUUCAUAAAUGAGCAAAUUGAACAACAUCAAGAUAUUACAUUUAUUGCACAUAUGACAAAACUUCUAAGAUUGUUAGAAUCUGAUGCAAUACCACUUGAAAAGAUCAUUAUACCAUUGGUAUUAAAAUCACAAUGGGAAACUAUAAAAUUUAUCGUAGAAGAUAAUAAACUAUUUCAAAGAAAACUACUGCAAACAAUCGAUAGUUUAAUUUCAAUAGAUCAACUGGUUGCUCGUCGUUUAUUAGCUCAAUAUUCAAUUAAUUUAAAUGGAAAUUAUAUUGAUGUGCACAUUUUAAAACGAGCUGCACGAAAAUUACUUAAACAAUAUAAUUUUGAUUUAAACGAUUUUCCAAAUUUAGCUAUGCACGAAAAAUUAAGUUUUCUGAAAACUCUAUUUGUAAGAAAAUAUCUAGAAGCAAAGCGUGGUGGCGGCAAUAAUAAUGAUGAAGAUGAUGAUCAAUCGUGGAAUGAACAGAUUAAAGAAUUAAUCAACGAUAAUCGUGAUUUAAAAAUGAAAUUAAUUGAUUUAUUUAUUGACUAUACUGAUAUUGAUUCCGGUUACGAAUGGGCUCGUUUUUAUGAUCUUGAAGAUUUUGAAAUACCUGAACAGAUUCGAAUUCGUCGAAAAGAAAUUCUCAAUGGUGCUACAAUAACUCGAUCUAUGUGUUUAAAACCAUCAAUUUGGUCAACUAAACAAUUCACAGAUGAAACGUAUAAACCAACGGUUCUUCUGUCAGAUAUUAUUUAUGUCGAACUUGAUUCUGAUGUUGAUCCAUUUCUGAGUCGAUUCGAAUGUGCUCGAUGUUCUGUUGGAUCUCAUUUGCCAUUUGUUGGCUUCGAUUGUGAAACCUUUAUGGAUCCAACACAACGAACACUUAAUUCUCAAAUAGUAUCAACGCUCCAGUUAGCAAGUUUAUUACCAUCACGAAAUCAAUAUUUGUACGGCAUAUUUGAUAUGCUUGCGCUACGCUUACAAUUCGAUAUCAAAUCGUUAGCUGAAUUAGCUCAACGUAUGUUUUGCUCACAUGAUUUUAUUCUUCUUACAUAUAAUUAUGCGUGUGAUACAUCAUCGCUUAUUGAAAACUACCCAUCAAUGAAUGAUGCACUUUUGCAAGGCACAGCUGUUAUCGAUUUAUUUCGAGUACAACAAUAUAUUCUUGAAAAUUGUCCUCAAAUAUUUCCUUACUAUGAUGCAUUAUUAAAUUCAAAAUCUCGUGGUUUAAGUGAAUUAGUGCGUCUUUGUUUUGGUAACCCACUUGAUAAAUCAAUGCAAACAAGUGAUUGGCGAAAAAGACCGCUUAAACAAGCACAACUCAUUUACAGUGUGCUAGAUGCGCGAGUUCUUGUUGAUGUUGCAUUGCUAAUUGAAAAACGUGCACACAGUUUAAGUAUUCCAUGGUCGUGGUCUAAUUUCAAAGGUUACGUAUGGACAAAUAAAGCAUUUAAAAAACGAAUUGGUAUGAAUCAAAAAAUCGAAAACAGCUAA